Molecule: messenger RNA, 1752 nt
Organism: Triticum aestivum (bread wheat)
Lineage: Eukaryota; Viridiplantae; Streptophyta; Magnoliopsida; Poales; Poaceae
Product: receptor-like protein 52
Exons: 1
Coding region: 17-1375 (452 amino acids)
Molecular function (GO): protein binding
Source: RefSeq, a predicted model, not a curated record
CAGACAGGAAGGCGCCAUGGUACUUCCCACAAAAUUAAUAUUGUCGACCAUCCACCUUGUGCUCCUCGGCGUCCUCCUCCUGCUGGCCGGCACAUCGAGCUUCCAAUGCAGCUCCGUCGACCAAGCCACCCUCCUAGCUAUCAAGAAACAGUGGGGAAACCCCUGGCAGCUUGUAUCAUGGGACCCCGUCGCCAACGCCGACCACUGUAAAUGGACCGGCAUGGUCUGCGGGGGCGGAUGCUCCGGGGCUGUGACGGGGAUAUCCUUGCCGAGGCUCAACCUUACCGGCAAGGUACCGGAGUCUCUGUGCGACCUGCCGAGCCUUAGCCGCCUCGACCUCUCCUACAACAACCUCACCGGCGGCUUCCCCCGUGGCCCGCUCUACAACUGCUCCCAGCUCCGCUUCCUCGACCUCUCCUACAACGCCUUCCACGGGGUCCUUCCGCAUGACAUCAGCCGCCUGUCACCGGCCAUGGAGCACCUCAACCUGUCCACAAAUUACUUCAGUGGCACCGUGCCGGCCGCGGUGGCCGGGCUUCCGGCGCUGAGGUCGCUGAUUCUUGACAAAAACCAGUUCACCGGAGCAUACCCAGCGGCCGAGAUAAGCAAGCUCGCCAGGCUCGAAAAGCUUACGCUGGCCUUCAACCCGUUCGUGCCGGCGCCUGCGCCGCUAGAGUUCUCCAAGCUGACCAACCUGAGCUACCUUUGGAUGGGUGACAUGAACAUGACCGGUGAGAUCCCGAAAGCCUACUCGAGCCUAGUGAACCUCCAGAUGAUGGCUAUAUGCGAGAACAAUCUCACCGGCGAGAUCCCGGCGUGGGUCUGGCAGCACCCAAAGCUCAAGUACGUGUACCUGUUCACCAAUGGACUCACAGGCAAACUGCCGCGCAAAAUCACGGCGGUGAAUUUGAUAGAGCUUGAUGUGUCGGAUAACCAGCUUACCGGAGAAAUUCCAGAAGAGAUUGUUAACCUCAAGAACCUGAGCAUACUGUUCAUGUACACCAACCAGCUCUCCGGCACCAUUCCAGCAAGCAUAGCAAUGCUUCCCAAUCUCAGGGACAUCAGGCUAUUUGAAAACAACCUCUCUGGCGAGCUGCCGGCGACGCUAUGGUCGUUACCAAAGCUGAUCAUCUUGGAUAUACUGAACAAUGGUUUCACCGGGGCUUUACCAACCAAGAUACCCGAGAACAUCCAGUGGCUUGAUGUGGGGAACAACAAGUUCUCUGGCUCCCUGCCAACAUCGGCAACAGGGCUGCUGGUGUUCAGCGCGGCAAACAACCUGCUCUCCGGCGAGCUACCGGCCGACAUGAGCAAGUUUGCCAAGCUUACACGUUUGGAGUUGUCCGGCAACCAACUUACUGGUGCCAUACCAUGAUAACAACAUCAGUCAAUUUGUUGCAGAAGCUCGGUACAGUCAACUUGUGCACGAUUCGGUUUGAAGUUCCUGAGGUGUAAGUUGUAACCAAACAGUUAAAGUUUAAAAGAGAUUUGGUGUAUCGUGUCGAGCUAGAAAACCUAUCUAGCAGGGCCGCGUCAUGUUGGGUCAAACAGUGGGCAUGUUGGAUGCGAACUUCCUAGCAAAUUUUCUAAAUCCCUGCAACAAUGUGAACUCGAAGAUGAUGGGAGAAUUGGUGUCAUACUGUUUGAAGGCGCAACAUCAUAAUGAAGUGGCUGGCCGGGUCUAGUCACCGGAGAUGAAGACGAGCUGCCAAAUCUUUGCCGUUCACUAUAUAUUAUAUUGUUUUAUUUUCA